AGCCUUCUGGCCACAUCGUGCGGCUGAGAAGCAGCUGAAAACCUCAACCAUUUGUCACCAUGCGAUGCUUCAACCACAAUAACCUGAGAUGUCACAAAUUGAUUAGUUCGGUCUCUACUACGCUCAAAGAAAUUCAUUGAUUUGUCGUAGCACAACACAAUGCAAUGGUAGAUUUGGAGCCCUACCAGUAUCGCGACCUCCCCACCGACGAGCAGGGAGGCAUUUACAUUAGGCUCGUGGAAUUCCACCCCACAGAGGAACCAACGGGUCUCCCUCCUCCUUGUUCCAUCACAGAACAUCCACUAUCAGAUUGUCCAAAAUAUGAAGCAGUAUCCUACUUCUGGGGUCCUCCUAUCAACCAGGGACAGAUCUUCUGUGAUGGCAAAACCAUCAACGUCCCCGCUAACCUGCACGCCUUCCUCUCACGCAUGAGACUCAAAUCAGCCAAAAGGAAAUUCUGGAUCGAUUCUAUUUGCAUCAACCAAUCCAAUGACGAGGAGAAAUCUUCUCAAGUGGCUGAGAUGCGGAAUAUUUAUGCAAAAGCAGGACGGACUCUAGUCUGGCUAGGUGAAGAAGCGGAUCUGAGCACCACCGCUCUCAAAUUUGCAGCGCGAUGUUCAGUCGCUCUGUCAGAUCUAGAUCCUGAAACGGCCAAGAAGAGAUCAUUAUGGUACCGGUUACGGACCUAUUCCGAGUUCUCAGUAUUCAGCAACAACUGGUACGCAUUCUUCAAGCUCCUCGACCGAGCCUGGUUUCUCCGGGCCUGGAUCGUGCAAGAGAUCGCGCUAUCAACAAACACCAAAGUCCUAUGCGGCUCAGCCCUGAUAACCUGGAACGAGCUCUACCGUGCAUUGUACUAUAUCAUGAACUACCAGACUUGGAUCUUUGAGUUUUACGGCAGUCCCCAGAUCGAGGUCUUGACGGCGCUGCAGAGUAGCCAGUAUGAGAUUUCGACAGGAAAGAAGAGGUUGUAUUGGCAAGUGCUUGCGCGACAUAGGAAGGCGCUGGCCACAAAUGAGAGGGAUCAUGUGUUUGCAUACUAUGGAUUGUCUUCGCAUGAGAGUUUCAACGAGCAUGAGAUUAAGCCGGAUUACUCGCAAAGUGUAAGGAGCAUAUAUAUGAAUGUAGCCGUAUCGACGCUGCAAAAGGCGACUAACUUGGAUUUCUUGAGUGUUCCCAGGUUGAAGAGAGAAAUUGGCGAUGUAUUGGACUUACCAUCCUGGGUCCCAGAUUGGGGUCACGCCACGGAUCAUUGCCAGUCCUUUCUGCUCUUCGAAUCCCUGGAAGCAGCAGCAAAUGAGAAUUUCAAGCUCCCAUACUCUGCUUCCAAAGACUCAAUCUACACACCCAUCAUCGACAAAUCCCUCAACCACCUCGAAGUCUCCGGCUACAUCGUCGACAAGAUCUCCCGCGUAAGUAAGCACUGGAAGCUACAAGACACAUCCGGCUUCCAAUCCCUCCGCAAACAAGCCCUCGUGCUCAAACGCAACCAGGCUUAUAUCCACGAUUGGGAAGCAACCAUCAAUCUGCGGACCAACCCAAAUGCCAUCUACCCCACCGGCGAGACGUUGGAAGAAGCUUCCUGGCAGACCUUCGUCGCCGGCCUCGCAGCAGAAAACAAAGACGCCAUCCGCCCCCGAUAUUAUAAAUUCCGCAAACGACAGCGCUACCUACUAUGGAUCCACCGAUUCGGACUAGACGAUUUCCUGGGCAUAUGGGUGCUAGUGGUCAUUAUCGGACACAUCCUGCGAAUUAUCGGGAUCCCGAACCCAGAGAUGGAGUUCAGGGCGUUGACGGCGCAGAUGAUUAAUCGGCGGAUAGCGAGGACGGAGAAGGGGUAUGUGGGCUUGGUGCCCAGGCUGGCGGAGGAGGGGGAUAUGGUUGUUUUGCUGGAGGGGGGGAAGUUGCCGUUUGUGGUUAGGAUGAAGGACGGUGGGGUGUGGGAGUUUAUUGGGGAUGCGUAUGUGCAUGGGAUUUCGAGGGGGGAGGUCUGGGAUGAGGGGAAGUGUUCGGGGUUGAGGUUGUGUUAGGCCAUGAGUAUCAAGGGCGAGGGCAGAUGGUCUCUGGACGAGGACGCACUAAUGGGCGCAUUUCUUGAUGUUGGCUCUGGCUCUGGAUUCCCGAGUCUGAAAUGGGACAGGAUAUGAAGCGUACAGAUAACGAAUAACAAACUUGUUUCCCUAAGUCACAGAAACAAAAGUAUUAGGUACUCCAAUACCCGAUACCGCGACUUCCGUGUUUACAUAUGCUCGCUACGACUUCCCGCCUUUCUCCGCUCCCUUACGCCAGCAACAAAAGUGGCGGCUCGAGGGACAAAUAUCCUUAGCCACCUCGUUAGUCACGAUCAACUUAAAAACCUGAAGCAAGAUUUAAUGUCGGUGAUAGAUUAGCUUCUCUUCAUUAGAACCAACCACUUAUGCAUGGUCUUUUCCCCCUACAAAGCGCAG
Cadophora gregata is the source of this 2447-nucleotide messenger RNA. RefSeq lists its product as uncharacterized. The coding region runs from base 165 to 2030 and encodes 621 amino acids. The record is from RefSeq and is a predicted model, not a curated record. The transcript has a single exon. Lineage: Eukaryota; Fungi; Ascomycota; Leotiomycetes; Helotiales; Ploettnerulaceae.